Papaver somniferum (opium poppy) is the source of this 1163-nucleotide messenger RNA. RefSeq names its product nucleoside diphosphate kinase-like. The record is from RefSeq and is a predicted model, not a curated record. Lineage: Eukaryota; Viridiplantae; Streptophyta; Magnoliopsida; Ranunculales; Papaveraceae. Bases 191 to 805 code for a protein of 204 amino acids. Gene Ontology annotation, molecular function: nucleoside diphosphate kinase activity. The transcript is spliced from 5 exons.
ACAGUGUAUUUCAAGGCCCUCGACUGUGGUUCCAUUCUAAGACUCCGCCGUCUAGGUUAAAGAAGAAAUUCUUCUGCAUCUCCUCUACAAGACUACAACUCUGCCGUCUGCAUCUAGACUCAUCUGCUUCAUCUAGGAUGGUGAAUGAGCUCAGCCAAAGACAGAAGAUAGAAGAGUAAGAAAAACAAGAAUGAUAGACCAUCAAAAGACUUUUGUCUUGGCCUAUCCUUGGCUCUUCCGCCAGCGCUCUAUGGGUGUUCUCGUGUCCGAAUUUGAGAAGUUGAAAUUGAACAUUACAGAGAUGAGAUGCAUGGUAGUGACUCCAGAUUUCGCUCGUAAGCACCUUGUUAAUAUUAAAUGGGAUCCCGAGGCUUUCUCCGAAAGUAUACCUUUACCAUUUGCUAGUUGGAUUGACUGCAUAGCUCAUGGUCCUGUUACUGCUAUGAUUGUGGAGGGGGAUGACGCUGUUCAAAAAGUUCGUGAGUUAUCCAAGAAGCAACAACUACCCUUCCAAGUUGUCGAGAGAAAGAAGGUCUACUCCAGCGACUCACGUGGGCUGAUGAAACAAGAAGUUAUUGAACUAUGGAGAGAGACUGUUUACACCAGCCAUUCAGGGGAUCAGGCGAAAAUUGAUAUUGAUUUGUGGUUCGGUUCCACUGACUUUGACGAAACCAUUGACUUUGAGAAAAGAGCUCGGGAAAGUACAAAGGUGGUAUUUGUGCUUCCAGGGGGGAAGACAUACGGCCCAUUGGACCAAGUUAAAGACGUUUGGAAGCGUGAUGCCUCCUACAAGAUAAAACAGUAAGUUACUGUUCAGGAUACCGAGCAUGUUUUAGAUUAUUUUUUUCUGAAGGGAUACACGUUCAUGCAUAACAUUUGAGUAGUUUCUGGAUUUUGGCGCAGAACAAUAUUAACUUGAGUUUCUUGCUAGGUAAUAAGCGAUGUCAUAGUUUGCUCAGCUUUCAUAAUUAUAUUCACUUUACUUGCUUGCUAGGUAAUAAGCGAUGUCUUAGUUUGCUUGGCUUCUAUAAUCGGUAGAAUGUUAAUUACUACAUCAAUAUGUUACCGAUAUAUUACUGAUACUGAUGGCGUGGCAAAUAUCUGAGGGUGUGAGCCUAUCCUUUUGAUAUAAAUAAAAAGUGAUUCAACUGUUUUGCCUUUUA